Molecule: messenger RNA, 2411 nt
Organism: Phragmites australis (common reed)
Lineage: Eukaryota; Viridiplantae; Streptophyta; Magnoliopsida; Poales; Poaceae
Exons: 1
Coding region: 303-1223 (306 amino acids)
Source: RefSeq, a predicted model, not a curated record
AAAGCAAGCACGCUGAGCAAAACGGACGGUUCGUCUUGUCUCGUUCGCGAUCCGACGGCCACCACGAUCUCUCCUAGCCUUAAAACGGAAGCAUCCUCGGCCCCGCCCGCUCCGCCCCGGCAGUUACCAACCACUCUGCAGUGCCGCCCGCCACCCUCGCCGUCCGUCGGCUCUCGCUUUUACUUGCUGCUCUGCUCCGCCCCCACCCCACACCCCUCUCUCUCUCUCUCUCUCUAUCCUCCCAGGCUCCCACGCCGCGCACGCCUCACCGCGGAUCGAGAGGGCUCCCCUCCCACUCCCAAAUGGUGAGCGCGUCGAGCCUUCUCCUCCCAUCCUCCGCGCGGGGCCUCGCCUCCUGCGUCUCCGACGGCGCCGUCCGCGUCGCGUGCACCACACCUUCCUCCACACUCACCUCCUCCACGGUCACCUCCUCCCACUCAACGCUCUCCGUCACCACCUCCUACCACGCCAAUUCCUCGCCGCCCCUCCUCCGCCUCACCUGGUCCCACUCCCCCGUCGGGCCCCCCACCCUCUCCUUCGCCCCCUCCGCCUCCUCCCCCGCCGUGCUCCUCCGCCGCCGCAAAGGCACCCGCUCCCUCCCCUCCUCCUCGGACUCCUCACACCCCCCGCUCGCACUCUUCUGGGACCUCACCGCCGCGCGCUACGGCUCCGCUUCCCCGGAGCCGGUCUCCGGAUUCUACUUCGUCGCCGUCGCCAACGCCGAGGUCGUCCUGACCGUCGGCGACCUCGCCGCCGAGUUCGUCAAGGCCAAGUUCGAGGGCCAGAUCCCCAAGGCCCGCUUCCUCCCCGCCGCGCGCAGGGACUGCGUCGUGGCGCCCGCCGGCCACCACAAGCCGGCAGCGAAUGCGAUGCACACCGCGCGGGUCCGGUUCGCGGAGGGCGCGCCGGAGCACGAAGUCAGCGUCGGCUGCGCGGCCACCUCCGGAGGGGGCGAGGAGCUCUGGGUCAGCGUCGACGGGAAGCGAGCCGUGCAGGCGCGCCGGCUGCGCUGGAACUUCAGGGGGAACCAGACCGUCUUCGUUGACGGCUCGCCCGUCGACGUCAUGUGGGACCUCCACGGCUGGUGGUUCCGGGACCCGCCGGGGUGCGCGGUCGUCAUGCUCCGGGCAAGGAGCGCGCUCGAGAGCCGGCUCUGGCUGGGGGAGGAGGCCGCCGCGCCGGGGUUCUCGUUCGUCGUGCAGGCAUUCAAGACUCCGCCUUGAUCUCGAAUUCUCGAUGAGGUCAAUGCUCACUACUUCCCCUGGUUACUUGUCCAUUGACUUGAAAAUCUGGUUGAAUUUAGCAACCAAACCAGGAAGGGAAUGGUUGGUGUUUACAGUUUAGACUUAUAGAUUAGUGGAUCAAAAUGUCAAAUGAGUUUGGGAAUACACCAUAAAAAUGUGGUAUACAAAGAGAAGAGGAGAGAAUGCUGUGUGUGGGAUUAUCUUCUUUCUUUUGCUCUUUUCCUCUUUUCCUGGUAAUUUCAGCGAUGUGUGCGUGCUGGUACAGUUAACAAAAGAUCAUACAACAUCAUAGAGUGUGUUCUCAUUCAGCAUUGCUGUCUGAGGUGUAGAAUUACAUAUGAGAUUAUGGUGUGCUAGUCUAGUUUCUGCUUGUUGGUACACUAGAAAUCAAUGUUUACCGCAAUUGCUUCUGCUCUUCGCCGUGCUUAUGCAAUUCAUCAGUAACAGUGGUAGAAGUGAUCUUGCGCCAUUUCAUACUGGUACAGUGGCACUGUCUCUAUAAUAUGCGGUGCAAUCGAUGUCUGCUUAGAUUCAUGCACAAUACCAUCAAAUAUAUUGCAUGACUAUUCUUUAUGACACACUUGUGCUUCAGUUUAAUUCUCAAGCACUGAUUCCUGAUAUCCACCGCACGUAUACAGAUAGUAUCAGCCUAUCAUAUGAUUGCCACGCCUUUCACGCUGCAUAUGUUGAUCUGGGAACUAGACGCCAUCUGUUUCCAGCAUGCUGUUCUUUGGUCAUGCAAUUCCUACAGUUAUACAUUGAUGUCCCUGUAGUAAUUUAUCGCCACUUGACCCUCUACGUUACAAAGUCUGACGAGGAUCUCACCUUGGUGUUGGUCCCAAGCUGUCCUGGCACACAAGUGGAGGCGGUACGGUUUGCUUCUUCUUUCCAGAUUCUACUCUCGUGAGAGCUUCACCUUUCCUGCUUCCUCUCACGAGAAAAUGAGUUGUCUUAGAUUCCGCAUUCCUCGGUUUUGUUUUUUUGCUCUGGAUUUAUCUGCUACCUCAUGCCAAAUUGCCAAUAGAAUAGCAGAGGAAAGAGUAUGAUGGUGAUAUCACCCAACAUGUGAGUGAGGUACCGUCUCCAUCAUCAUCUCUAUUACUCUAUUUUCCAAGCAACCAUGUUGAUGUUGACACACUGCGACAAAAUUGCCAUUUCUUUUAUUUC